Molecule: messenger RNA, 1035 nt
Organism: Naegleria lovaniensis
Lineage: Eukaryota; Heterolobosea; Eutetramitea; Acrasida; Naegleriidae
Exons: 1
Coding region: 1-1035 (344 amino acids)
Biological process (GO): glycosphingolipid biosynthetic process
Molecular function (GO): hexosyltransferase activity
Source: RefSeq, a predicted model, not a curated record
AUGUCAAAAACCAAGAAGAUUUUUCUUUUUGCCGUUUCCUGCUUCUUCGUAGGGUUGAUAUUUGUGGUCCUUUACGUGAAUCACCUAAAAAUUUCUCUACCUUUUGAAUCGGGGCUCUCAUUUAUACGUCGAAGGCGUCAUUUCACACCAAGCAACGAUACGAAUAUUAUCUUUAUUUUAAAUUCUCGCUCCACAGAUUUAACGGAUUUGCAAUUAUGUACAGUGGAAAGCGCAUGCCGAUAUUAUCCUAACAACACCAUUCAACUCUUUGUACAAGAAUGCUUUGAUGAAGAGCAUGCACGGAAACAACUUGACAUGUGUGAAUUUUUAAAUUUUACCCGAAUCGACUAUGAGAAAAUCUUUGCCGAUACACCACUAAUGGAUUGGUAUAAAAGUGGCGUUUAUCAUAAGAGUCCUUAUUCCAUUGUUGAAUUAUCGGACGCUGCUCGACUUGCCAUUCUCUAUAAACAGGGUGGAACCUAUAUGGAUUUGGAUUACAUUAGUGUGCAGCAAAUCCCUUCAAGUAUGAAAAAUAUUAUUGCCAGACAAUUGGAUGUCAAAUCCGAUAGUGACUUUGCUCAAAGCCUCAAUAAUGCCAUUCUACGGUUUGAGAAGGGUAAUUUAUUUCUUCAACAAUUAUUGCAUGAUUUUGUGAAAUAUUAUGCAAUUGAGCCUUGGGGGAACAAUGGUCCAGAGCUAAUCACGAGAACAAAAACUACUCUCGAGAAGAUGAAUAGCACCUUGUUGAAUGGACUUGUUGUGGGUCCUCAACCUCAAUUCUAUCCUCUUCAAUGUUGUGACCAAUUUGGUCCCAAUGCUCCCUUUCAAGAGUUAAGCAAAGUUUCUGACCACCUCAAAAAGCUCGUCUACGAUGCGUAUGGAGUUCAUAUCUAUUCGAAAUCAGAACUGAUGAAAGAAGAUUCUUUUCAACAUGACAUGAUGAAAAAGAAAUGUCCUGUCACUGCUUCCUUGUUAAAAUUUCCCCAAACGAAAACAGAGAGGGAAAAACAAGCAGAAAUGAGGUUGAAGGAUUGA